AUGCCCGAGAGCGAGGGAGAGCCAGAGUUGAAGCUCUUAUGGGCCGCCACCCUGUUGGCGGUGAUCUGCACCAGCGAUGUCCACGCUAAGAGCAAAAGGGCGAUAGACAAUUAUGCUCAACGCCAGGAGCAAUUCGAAGGCUACCGUUACGACAAGCCCCGUAUUCCUUUCGAAGAUAGGCCAGUCACGACUGCGGUGCCACCGGCCACGACAAGGAGACCGACCCCUCCGCCUGCGACAAGGGGAUCCCCUCCCCCGCCCACAACGAGACCACCUCCCCCGCCUACGACGAGACCACCUCCGCCGCCGAGAAAAACCCAGGGUUACGAUUAUCCGCCUCCGGUAUCGCGGUUGACUUUCCCGCCAGGCCCGACGACGACGACGCCGCCGCGUCAGACUCCACCGCGUCCAACGACACCGCGCCCGACGCCGCCGCGUCAGACUCCACCGCGUCCAACGACACCGCGCCCGACGCCGCCGCGUCAGACGCCACCGCGUCCAACGACACCGCGCCCGACGCCGCCGCGUCAGACUCCACCGCGUCCAACGACACCGCGCCCGACGCCGCCGCGUCCGACUCCGCCGCCGCAUACACCCAUAGAUACUAAGAAUGUACCAACGACAAUACGACCCCCAACUACAGGGGUCCAAGGUUACAACUACCCAACUCCAAACACACCUUUUACGCUACCAACGCCAAGAAGGGUUCCUCCCCCACCUCCACCGCCACCACCAACCAGGCCGCCACCACCGCCAACCAGGCGUCCGCCGCCACCACCGCCCCCGCCAACCAGGCCUCCACCGCCACCACCGCCCCCGCCAACCAGGCGUCCACCGCCGCCGCCGCCCCCGCCAACCAGGCGUCCACCGCCACCGCCGCCCCCGCCAACCAGGCGUCCACCCCCACCGCCGCCCCCGCCAACCAGGCGUCCACCGCCACCGCCGCCGCCGCCAACCAGGCCUCCACCGCCACCAACCAGGCCUCCUCCACCGCGGACACCCCAGGACACCAUUCCCCAAACGGUGACUCGACGACCGUACACUCCGCCGAGCACAGGCUACGAUUAUCCACGUCCAACAACAACGACCACCAGGCGACCGAGCACGGGUUACCUUCCUCCAGUAACGAGCAAACCCACUACAAGAUACGAGCCUCCGACAACUAGGAGAACGACACCGUACACAACGACACGGGCAACGCCGCCGACGUACCUUCCACCACUCACGGAUCAACCAUCGGAACCGCGUUCCUCGACAUUACCCCCCUCAACAACGACAACUCGCAGAACAACACCGUACACAACGACAACUCGCAGAACGACACCGUACACAACGACAACUCGCAGAACAACACCGCAACCAACCGCACCGAAGUACGUUCCACCACCGACGACAACAACCACACGAAGACCAACGACAACAACAACAACAACAACAACGCACCGGCCAACUCGACCACCAUCGACGUAUCUUCCACCAGACACGCGUACCCCGCAAACUACAACGACAACUCGAAGAACAACGACAACCCCACGACCAACUAAACCACCGGUUACCUACAUUCCCCCAGAAACGAGCACGCGUCCCCCGCGAACUACGACGACAACUCGAAGAACAACGACAACCCCACGACCAACUAAACCACCGGUUACCUAUAUUCCCCCAGAAACGAGCACGCGUCCCCCGCGAACUACGACGACAACUCAAAGAACAACGACUCAACUGGUACGCCUCACCACACCUACAACCACUCUCGGAAGCACUUAUUUGCCACCCACUUAUCCACCCACUUAUCUUCCUCCGACGACCAAGAGACCGACUUACGUAACGGUUACCCCACCGCCUUAUCCAACGAUAAAAUACGACCCGACUGUAUCCACUUAUACUUGGUCACCGCCAACCGGAAGACCCGGGCCCGUGCCGACUCUUCCGUCUACGACGACCCACGUCCCCGUAGGCUACCACUAUCCAAUUCCCGAUAUUUCAUUCGAAACCCGCAAGCGCUGA
Messenger RNA from Venturia canescens, 2007 nucleotides. RefSeq names its product extensin. The record is from RefSeq and is a predicted model, not a curated record. The transcript is spliced from 6 exons. Lineage: Eukaryota; Metazoa; Arthropoda; Insecta; Hymenoptera; Ichneumonidae. The coding region runs from base 1 to 2007 and encodes 668 amino acids.